Messenger RNA from Nannochloropsis gaditana CCMP526, 1644 nucleotides. RefSeq lists its product as uncharacterized. Bases 40 to 1644 code for a protein of 534 amino acids. The transcript is spliced from 2 exons. The record is from RefSeq and is a predicted model, not a curated record.
AGCGGCUGGAGGGCCUGGUUACGAAUACGCUACUCCAAGAUGGACGGUGGAACUGAUGAGCAGCGACUUAAAAGGACUAAAAAAAAUGUUCCAUCGUCAAAUAAGAUAAUAGAUGCAAAACAAAAAACAGAGGAAGAGGAAACAGUCGAGCAUGACGAUGAUGCAGAUAAGCACUGUUCCAGAAAAGAUGGUGGCUGGGGGAAUAAUGAUUUCCAACGCAAGCAAGACGAAGGGGACAGCGACAUAGAAGCAGAGGGGAAGGAGCUGGAAUUGCUGGUUGAUGAGGACGGACGCCUCGUUUUCGACGGAGGCCAUGUCGACUACUCUUUCCGCUCCUUCCCUGCGGCCUUUCCUUCCUUCUGUACUGAUGCUACGUCUUCCUCCGUCCUGUCCACCUUGCUGCACGAUUGUCGAGUAGCCAGCACGGCAAGGGCGCAGGCCAAGGCUGGGGGAGACUACAGCGAAGGCGAGACCUUUUUCAUCACCGCCGACACCAAGCCCAAGGUGCAACUGGAAGCGCUGGCCCUGUCGAUAUUCUGGGCGCACACCUCUCAAGCCACCUACACCGAAGGACAUAGCGGGGCAGAAUGGUGGGUGCAGGUGCUGGAGGAGGAGGACGACAUUGGCCUGCAUUUCGACAAGGACUAUGCCCUGGAAGCACACGGUCUCAACAUCUACCCUCACCUGGCCACGGUCACCUACCUCUCUUCCUUGGGAGGUCCCACUCUGGUCCUUCCCCUCUCGGGCCCCCUGCACGUGGGGGAAGACCUGUCCGGCGCGCUCUCCGGAGCCUGGCUCUCCCUGCCCGCCGUGGGCAAACACACCGUCUUCGAUGGACGCCUGCUACACGCGGCGCCCGCGGAAUUGCGGGGACUGUGGGCCGACGAAGACGGUUGGGAGGAAGGUGGGAGGGCGGAAAGGAAAGGGGGACGGAAGCGGGUGACCCUCCUGGUGAACGUCUGGCUGAAUCACAUUCCCAACGGCUCGGAACGGCCGUCGCCCUCCCUCCUCCAGGCCCUCUCUCCCUGCGACUCUGCCGCCCCAUUGGAAUGUAGAAUCCCCUUGGCCCCUCCCUUUCAGCGAGGGGAUGCCGAGGAAGGGACUAUCUCGUCCUCCCUUGCGUCCCCCGGCGCCUCUCAGGUGACGGAGGUGACGCUAAGAGGAGGGGCGGUAGGGGAAGGAGCGGCCCAACGGGCAUCGUGGAGGUUGGGAGGUGAAGCCAAGCAGAGGUAUAAGGUUUCAAUCCUUGUGCCCGCUGAGGAGGGGAGGAAGUUCUCGAGGGAGGACGAAGGCUCCACUGUGAGGCUGAUGUUUAAGGAGGGGGUGACGGGGAUGGUGGUACGGGAGGUGGGAAGGAAGGGAAAGAGGAAGCGGGUGGUGAAUGAGGGGGAGGAGGAGGAGGAGGAGGAGGAGGAGGAUGAUGAUGAUAAUGAUGAUGAUGAUGAGGAUGAGGAUGAGGAGGAGGAUGGUGAUGACGGGGAGGAGGAUGAUGGAGAAGAGGAAGAAGAGGAGGAGGAGGAUGGUAUUGAGGGGGAGGAAGAUGAUGGAGAAGAGGAAGAAGAGGAGGAGGAGGAGGAGGGGGACAAGAAGAAGGAGGAGGAGGAGGAGGAGGAAGUGGAGGAGGAGGAGGAGGAGGAGGAUUAA